Messenger RNA from Pantherophis guttatus, 1638 nucleotides. RefSeq names its product coiled-coil domain containing 12 (gene CCDC12). Gene Ontology annotation, cellular component: post-mRNA release spliceosomal complex; U2-type spliceosomal complex. NCBI's taxonomy places the organism in Eukaryota, Metazoa, Chordata, Lepidosauria, Squamata, Colubridae. The record is from RefSeq and is a predicted model, not a curated record.
AGAUGGCGUCCGAAGGCGGCGGUUUGCAGGAAGAGGCGCUGCGGCGAAGGGAGCGGCUGAAGGCGCUGAGGGAACGCACCGGGGCGAGCAAGAAGCAAAACGAGAGCGAGGCGCCGCAGGUGAAGCUGCUGAAAGGCAACAGACGGGAGGAGGAAGAGGAGGAGGAGGAAGACGCCCCCAAGCACAAGGAGCUGAAGUUGCGGAAUUACAGCCCGGAAGACGUGGAGCUGAAGGAAAGAGUGGUGCCCAAUGCCAAGCCAGCUUCAGUGGAAGACAAAGUGAAGGAACAAUUGGAGGCAGCUAAGCCAGAGCUGAUCAUCGAAGAAGUGGACCUAGCAAAUCUCGCCCCCAGGAAGCCUGACUGGGACCUGAAGCGGGAUGUUGCCAAAAAACUGGAAAAAUUGGAAAAACGGACCCAGAGGGCCAUCGCCGAGCUGAUCCGAGAGCGGCUGAAAGGCCAGGAGGAAGAGUUGGCCUUGGCCGUCGAUUCGGCCAAGCAGCAGGACAGUGACUCUGAUUGAGGCGCUUUCCAGGAAGAGGUUCAUCAAAAGAAGGAUCUUCCCCCGGGGAAUCCUGGAGACCUUCACGAGAACAUCGCCUCGUGGCGGAUCCGAGCUCCCCGAACCAACAGGGAGGCCCUUCAUCCCCACAAAAAUCACGUUCGUUCGUUGCAAAGAAAACCCCCAGGCUUCCUGCAGACACGCAUCUCGCUCCCCAAAACUGGUGCCUUUCACACGUGGAGAAGAGACGAGAUUCUUGAGUCUCUUGGCUGCCACCUCUCCUUCCUCUUGUAGGACCUGAAGUGACUUUUCAAACGCCACAGUUCGGCUACAAAACCCUGGAAAAUGUCCGCUUGGCAAGACAGGGAUGAUUUGCUCUGGACCGUGCAUUGAUUGCUCUUUGGUGUAACUUGCUAAGCGGGUUUUUGGUUUUUUUUUAUUUUUAUUUGUUCAAAUGUUUCGGGUUUUUUAAUUAUUUCCAAAGUUCAAAUAUAGAUUAAACGGGAGGAGAGGGGGAGCAACAAGCUAAGCACCACCAGGCAGAGAAUAAUAAAAAAAAAAAUUAAAAAUAGAGGUACAACGAAAGAAAAAUGUCAAAUAUAUCAGUCACACGUUGAGGGGACCAACAGUUGUGUUGAAUUUCUCUCUCUCUUUUUUUUAAAGUAGUAUUUUUCAAUCAAGGCCACUUUGAAGAGGUGAGGACCUCUUCAAAGUAAGUGAGGUUGAGAAACACUUUUUAAAAGCAACAAGCAGCCAGAUUUUUUUGGCUUUUCCUCCAAAACCCCAACCUGCAACGUGUGAUAUGUGUGUGUUUGUGUGUGUCUCUGAAAAAGCCAUGUUGUGUUUCCCUGUUGCCUUUUCAACCACAUUUGUGAUGGGAUGAUUGUUUUGAGAAACGAUCCUACUUUUUAUACUUUAAAUAACUCCUACUGCCAUUCAGUUUUCCCACAUAUCAAAUACAGAAGAAAUCUUAUUGAAAGUUGCGUGUGUCGUUCCCAGUUUACAGGAAAGAGAUUAUUUUACAAAUUUCUAGGUUUUUCCUGUCUCUUAUGACCACGAAAAUGUAUGUGGCACACCUUGAUUGGCGCAGAGGUAGUUUGGUCUCUUUUUUUUUUUAAUAUUAAAAUGUUCUCCAAGC